CAUUUUCCCUUUAGUAGGUGCGUCAAAUGUCAUAAUAAUUCUUAAUUUUUCAGAAAAUUAGUUUGGUUUUGCCUUUUAUGUUCUUUUCUAUCUUCUACAAGCGCCUCGGUAAAUGUUUAAGUAAAAUUAUAUUUUCCUUGCACAGUCAGUGAGUUAGCAGUUUUGUCACGAGGUUUCCUUUGAUAGUCAUUUCAAGGAUCUUUGAUGUUCUACAAUGAGUUGCGAGGAUCGUCUUCAUAAAAGGUAGCAAGUGAUUUUCACGCCCACAAUAGUGCGGAGAAGGACGCGGCGUAUGUUUUGUGUACAAAAACUUUAUAUAUAAUGUGUGGAUUCACGUGAAGUGCGGAGAUCUGGAUGAGAUAAUGAGUGAAUCACCUGGCGUGGAGUGGCUGCCCGCGUACAGCCCGGGCCCGCCGCGCCACAGCCCUCUUGGCCCCAUCCCUCGCUUCCUCUACGAAGAUGUGCAACCUUUAUCGUUCCAUCAGGAAAACAAUAACAAGGAAAGCGAAUUAGAGACCACCAACAAGAUCAAGCACGCGAAACCCGCGUACAGCUAUGCAAGCAUGAUCCGUCUCGCCAUCAACAGUUCGCCGAGUGGAAAAAUGACUCUAAACGAGAUAUAUACCUACAUCUGCAACACAUUCCCUUAUUACAAAGAGGCUGGAAAGGGAUGGAUGAACUCAAUAAGGCAUAACCUGUCUCUGAACAAAUGCUUCAUGAAGGUGGCACGCAGCAAGGACGACCCCGGUAAAGGCUCCUACUGGGCCAUGGACAGCAGCUACAAAAUGGCCGAGGUUACGCCACGGCGACGCCGCAGUCUUAGGAUGGCGCCGUACAGCCCAGAGUGCAGCUCCAACAGUAGCGGCGAAGCGGCGGGCGUGCCGGGCGCUGACGCCGCGCCCACGCCGCCCGCCACGCCCACCACGCCCACCUCGCCCACGCUGCUCAGCGCCGUCAAGGACGAGGUCAAGGAGGAGAGCGACUCGAAGGACGACGCGCUCACCGCUCUCAUGAACGAGGAACUCAUGGCGGACGCUGACAUUACCAGAGAGCCCUCGUGGUGCGACGGCGGUCGACGUCACAUAUGCAGUUCGCUAAGGCACAGCUCUUUGACCGACGACUAUGGCAAUUUCGUCGUUCAGCGCCUCGAUGACUGCGAUUGCCCCGUCAUCGAAGACCCCGAGCCCCCGCCCCCACAGCCCCCCCAACCCUCAUUCACACAAAUGCCUUUCUGGCCUUCAGAGAUUUUAUAACACCGGACAUACAACGUCGGAGAUAUUAUACCACGUAAGUCCUUUACUAAACUUUACUAGUAGUCUAGAACUGCUAGUUGAACUGUUUUGAUGCCAGUAACAAUUAGUUUUGUAUUAUGCCAGUAUAUGAGAUAUAAACUCAAUGGAAUAUGGUGAACGCGCCAAUAACAACACGUUGAAUUUCAUAAGCUAAGCAGUUCUAUCUCGUAUUACGUGCUACAGUCCCGUUCAUUCGUCUUAAGAAUGCAGUUCGAAAUUUAAACCGACCAAUCCUAUGGCCUUAAUAUCACGCGAAAUGGAGAAGAAACUAACCAAUAAAAGGGCUUUAAUAACAGUGAUAUAAAUUUACCUACUGCAUUCUUACGCGAGUUGACUAGUGUCUAUACAGAGAUGGUUGACAACUUUACUGAUUUAUUUUAAGGUUCCAUUUUGAACGUAUUAUGAAAAAUAAAUCUUUAAACAGAACGGCGCAUGUAGCAAAGAUGGAAUUGAUUAGGGUUACUGAAUUCGAUAAAUGGUCGACU
Messenger RNA from Hyposmocoma kahamanoa, 1777 nucleotides. Its product is annotated as forkhead box protein J3-like. Gene Ontology annotation, cellular component: nucleus. Lineage: Eukaryota; Metazoa; Arthropoda; Insecta; Lepidoptera; Cosmopterigidae. The transcript is spliced from 6 exons. Gene Ontology annotation, biological process: regulation of transcription by RNA polymerase II. Gene Ontology annotation, molecular function: DNA-binding transcription factor activity, RNA polymerase II-specific; RNA polymerase II cis-regulatory region sequence-specific DNA binding. The coding region runs from base 363 to 1253 and encodes 296 amino acids. The record is from RefSeq and is a predicted model, not a curated record.